Rhopalosiphum padi (bird cherry-oat aphid) is the source of this 2513-nucleotide messenger RNA. RefSeq names its product sodium/potassium/calcium exchanger 5-like. The coding region runs from base 86 to 1738 and encodes 550 amino acids. NCBI's taxonomy places the organism in Eukaryota, Metazoa, Arthropoda, Insecta, Hemiptera, Aphididae. The transcript is spliced from 8 exons. The record is from RefSeq and is a predicted model, not a curated record. Gene Ontology annotation, biological process: calcium ion transmembrane transport; intracellular calcium ion homeostasis. Gene Ontology annotation, molecular function: calcium channel activity; calcium, potassium:sodium antiporter activity. Gene Ontology annotation, cellular component: membrane.
AACAACAACGUCACGGCGACAGGCAGGUACGCGAUAUUAUUGCGCCGCCACUAUCGCGCGCGGUAGUCUGUGCCAACGUGCGAUUAUGUACAAACCGGUGUUGGGUAUCGUGUUCGUUCUCGUCGCGUUUUCGGCACAUCCAGCGUGGUCGUCGUCCGACAACGCCACUGCAGCCACUGCCGUCGCGCCGACCGCCGACCAAUCCGCAGUCCGAGGAAAUGAUACAAGUGACAGCAUCGAGCUCAGUAAUAGCAGUACUAUCACGUGUGAAAAUGUCAGUCGUUCCAUUGAUGACUUUCCUCCAGACUUCUUCACUGACGACCAAAGACGUCACGGCGCUGUUGUCUUUCACUUCAUGGUGGCUUUUUAUGGAUUCGUUUUCAUAGCAUUUGUAUGCAAUGAUUAUUUCCUACCAUCGGUGUUUUGCAUAUGUUUAGACUUGGGCAUCUCGCCGGACGUGGCGGGGGCGACGUUCAUGGCAACGGCUACGUGUGCGCCGGAACUUUUCGUCAGCGUCAUCGGAACGUUCCUGACAGAGUCCGACCUCGGGGUGGGCACAGUGGUGGGCAGCGCCAUAUACAACACAUUGGGCGUUUCGGCGUGUGCGGGACUCGCGGCCAGGAAAGCCAUCAAUUUGGAAAAAUGGCCACUGCUUCGGGACAGUGGCGUGUACUUGGUGUCAAUCAUCGCGCUGGCCAUCAUCGUGGUCGACGACGUGGUCAUGUGGUACGAGGCACUGUUUCUGCUGUUUAUGUACUUUGGGUACUUCUUACUGAUGUUCACGCAAGGAAAGCUGAGGACAGCCGCCAAAAAGUUGAAAAAUAAAAAUUCGUUCCGGUCGUGGGCUAUAGUUUUCGAUUAUGUUCAACGGCUGUUAAUCAAUGCAUUGUUUUAUGGGAAAUUUACUUCGAAUGAAUGUCGAAGCAUUUCGUUACCUGAAAAUGGUGAAAAAGCAUGUCAAUACGGAACGGCUUCAAACUCGAUGAAACCACCGGCGUUCGACAUUGGUUACGGCGUUUAUCGUUCGUUCUACUUCACGGAGUACGUACCGCCCCCGCCGGCGAAGAAGUCCCAGACGAGCAAAGAUCCCAAUGAAAUAGACAACGAGGAACCGAUUUCCCCCAUAUGGAAAAUACCAACAGGUGUAUUACCCAAAAUGUGGUGGGUAUUUUCCUUACCAGUAGCAUUCAUGUUGUCGGUAACAGUGCCGGAUUGCCGGACAAGGCGUAAGGUGUACCCGUACACGUUCAUCAUGUGCAUAAUUUGGAUAGGCAUCAGUUCAUACAUAGUUUCUUGGAUGUUGUCAAUAUGUGGAGACACAUUUCAUAUUAGUGACAUUGUGAUGGGCAUAGCUGUGCUGGCGGCUGGUGGUAGCAUACCUGAAGCGACUUCGGGUAUAAUAAAUGCCCGUAACGGUGAGGGAUCGAUGAGCAUCAGCAAUGCGUUAGGUGCCAAUACAUUGGACAUACUAUUAUGUUUGGGUUUGCCGUGGUUUAUCAAAUGUCUCAUGCCAGUCUCCAUGAAUGGUGGACCUAUAUUGAUGGAAACCAACGAUUUAUUUUUUAACUGCAUAUGUUUGAUCAUUAGUGUGAUUGUGCUAAACAUUGCAGCUGCUGCGAAUGGAUUCAAAAUGUAUAAGACAUUUGGUAUUAUAUGUCUUAUCGGUCACAUUUGUAUCAUAACAAUAUUCAUAAUUAGCGGCCUUAAUGUAAAAAGCACAGACAUUGGGCAAUGUUAAUAUCAAAUAGACACUAUUUAGAAUAUUCAUUCAUUAUUUAUCAUUUUUAAUUGUUAUCAAAUGAAUGCCAUACAUUUUAGUUUUAAGAAAAUGUUUACAAUAUGUAUGAACACUGUAUACAGUAUAAUAACUAUAAACAUCAAUUAUUUUCAUUUUAUUAGUUUUAUCAAGUAUUAUGUUUAAUUAAUGUAGAUAUUUUUAACCAAUGACGUGUAGUGAACACUAGAAUAUUAAGAAUAUAGUAAUAAGUAUUUUGAUAAAAAUAACCACCUAUUUACAUAUUUUUGUGCCAACAUUUAUUUUACCAUUUAAUAUUAUUUGAAUAAUUUGUUUAAUAUGAAUAUUGACUUGUAUGUUAAUUAUAAAUUGUAGGUCCUAUGGAACUUGUUUUAUAUUAUUUUAUCUAGUUGAAAAAUUAUUGUAGAUUAUUGUUUUUAUUUUUUAAUAAACAUUAAUGAUGAUUUAAUUAAAAUAUUUCAAUAAUUUAAUGAGAAUGUUAAAUAGCUAUAAGACUGAUGACUAUAUUAUUAUAUAAUAAUUAAUUAUGGCUAAUAAACAGUAACCAAUAAAAUACGAUUUAGAUUGAUGAUAAGAAACAUAGGAAAAAAUAUUACAUUCAUGCAUGUAAUUUAAUUUUAGAAAUUAUUAAGAAAUGUCUUGAUAUUUGUUACUUUAUUAAAAUAUAUGUGUAUUUUGAAAAUAUUGAUAAUAAAAUAACAAAAAUGAAAUAAUAGUUUUAACAAUAAUCAUUAUGAAUCGGUCAUAUCAAAAUAAA